Condylostylus longicornis is the source of this 1943-nucleotide messenger RNA. RefSeq names its product actin, indirect flight muscle. NCBI's taxonomy places the organism in Eukaryota, Metazoa, Arthropoda, Insecta, Diptera, Dolichopodidae. The record is from RefSeq and is a predicted model, not a curated record. The coding region runs from base 364 to 1494 and encodes 376 amino acids. Gene Ontology annotation, biological process: mitotic cytokinesis. The transcript has 2 exons.
UUCAUUAGUUUAAAAUUCGUGCAACUGUUAAGAUAUAAUAUUCGAAAUCAGACGGUCGAGUAUUCAACAGAAAUCACAUAACGGUGAUCGUUCGAGCCCUUUAAAAUCGAGCCAUUAAAAAAUAAAUCAUUCCGGAUUUAAAAGGAAAAUAUAUUGUGCUUCUCCAAAACAAUUACAGAAUAUUUUGUUAAACCAUUUAUGAGAUAGUGAUUAAAUCCAUUAAAAAAAAAUAUCUCACAUUCAUAAAUAAAAUCACAAAAUUUUUAUAAUAUUCUCUUAAAUAUUUAACAAAAUAUUAAAAAAAAAAAUUUAAACAAAACCAAAAAUCUAUUCUACGGUAAAAAGCAAAUUUAAUAAAUUAAAAUGUGUGACGACGACGCUGGUGGUCUUGUAGUAGAUAAUGGAUCCGGAAUGUGUAAAGCUGGAUUUGCUGGUGAUGAUGCCCCACGUGCUGUAUUUCCUUCAAUUGUUGGCCGACCACGCCAUCAAGGAGUUAUGGUCGGUAUGGGUCAAAAAGAUUCGUAUGUAGGUGAUGAAGCACAAUCAAAACGUGGUAUUCUAACAUUGAAAUAUCCAAUUGAACAUGGUAUCAUUACAAAUUGGGAUGAUAUGGAAAAAAUUUGGCAUCAUACCUUCUAUAAUGAAUUACGUGUUGCACCAGAAGAGCAUCCAGUUUUAUUAACAGAAGCACCAUUAAAUCCAAAAGCUAAUCGUGAAAAAAUGACACAAAUUAUGUUUGAAACAUUUAAUUCACCAGCUAUGUAUGUGGCUAUUCAAGCAGUCUUAUCAUUAUAUGCAUCCGGUCGUACAACUGGUAUUGUAUUAGACUCUGGUGACGGAGUUUCACAUACAGUACCAAUUUACGAAGGAUAUGCAUUGCCACAUGCCAUUUUACGUUUGGAUUUGGCCGGCCGUGAUUUAACCGAUUAUUUAAUGAAAAUCUUAACUGAAAGAGGUUAUUCAUUCACAACAACAGCUGAAAGAGAAAUCGUAAGAGAUAUUAAAGAAAAAUUAUGUUAUGUUGCAUUAGAUUUCGAACAAGAAAUGGCAACUGCUUCAGCAUCAACAUCAUUAGAAAAAUCAUAUGAAUUGCCGGAUGGUCAAGUUAUAACCAUUGGUAAUGAAAGGUUUAGAUGUCCUGAAUCAUUAUUUCAACCAUCAUUUUUGGGUAUGGAAUCAUGUGGUAUUCAUGAAACGGUUUACAAUUCGAUUAUGAAAUGUGAUGUUGAUAUAAGAAAGGAUUUGUAUGCUAACACUGUAUUAUCAGGUGGUACUACCAUGUAUCCGGGUAUUGCUGAUCGUAUGCAAAAAGAAAUUACUGCUUUAGCACCAUCAACAAUUAAAAUUAAAAUUAUUGCACCACCAGAACGGAAAUAUUCCGUAUGGAUUGGUGGUUCAAUUUUGGCAUCAUUAUCCACUUUUCAAACUAUGUGGAUUUCCAAGCAGGAAUAUGAUGAAUCUGGACCAGGAAUUGUACAUCGUAAAUGUUUCUAAGCAAAUUAGUUUUGUAUUAAAAUUACAAAAAUAAUGGAAUGGGAACGCUAUAACUGAAUUUUUAAUUUUCUUGUUAAUUUUAUUUUUUUUGUUUUAUUUUUUAUCUUUGCUCUAUAUGAAGACACAAACGUAUCUCUAGUCAGUGUUUUUUUUUGAAUUUUUUAAUAAUUGUCAGCAACAAUCAACAACGUAAUAUCAAAGAAGACAACACCUAAUUGUGAACACACACAGUGAACUUUUUACACAAAAUUGUACAAUAUGUAAGAAUAGUUUAACAUCGCUGUUACAAACGCUAUAAGUUCAUACAUAAAUUUUUCUUUUUUUUUUUUUGAAUAAGUUUUACACGAUCGAUUGCCAUAAUAUUUAAAAAAAAUGUUAAGCACAAUAUUUUAUAAAAAAUUAAUAAGUAAAAUCUCUAAAAAUCUAAUAAAGUUUAUUAAAAUCUUAUA